Molecule: messenger RNA, 2263 nt
Organism: Bipolaris maydis ATCC 48331
Lineage: Eukaryota; Fungi; Ascomycota; Dothideomycetes; Pleosporales; Pleosporaceae
Source: RefSeq, a predicted model, not a curated record
AGUUUGUUUUUACAUUCUACUCUAUCAGUGCUAGUAGAAGAAGAGACAAAGACGGGUUUGACAUGGGCUCAUCGCACUCGACACCACCGCCUCUGGUUCAGGUCAGCGCUCCAAGAGGCAAGGUGCUUGUUCCUCCGGGUAUGUAGAUAUCCUCUCGCCCAUUCCUCUUUUUUUUUCUGUUUCUUCCGCGCGUCCCUCUCACUGCACUUACGCACCCUACUCCUCAUGUCCACUUCGCCCCACUUUCCUCCAUUGAUAUUCUGUAACUAAACUUUGUAUUCCCCGAUUGGCAGGGACAGCAUUUACAGUUCAUCCACCCCUAUCUUACUCUCGAUCACAGCUGGGUUCCUAUACACGUAGUGCUGCUGGCCCCGCAUAUGCGCAGUACGCUAGAAGACGAGCACGGAGUAGUAGAAGGUGCCAUAACACGCUGGGAUAUGGAUAUGGCAUGGGAGGAACCGACAUUGAUAUAAGAGAGGAGACGAGUGAAGAUGGUCAGAACACACCGGGUGAUGUGACGGUAGAUGCCGCGGCCAGAAGAGGCAAGGAAGGAUCAAAAGGAUGUCUUACCAAAGGCAUGGGCAUCAUGGGACCAAGGGGUGUGUCUGGACGGCUUGAUACCCUAGACUCGAGACCCAGGUCGGCACCCGAGAUGCCUGGUGGAGAGGGAUACGCAGGUAUGCCGAUAGGGGUGCCAGCGAGUAGUAUCGGAAGCAGCCAGCAGCCAUCUGGCCUCCCUCCAGAGUACAUGUCCAAUCCUGAUUUGGUUGGGUACGGCGAAGACGGGGUGAUGCCCAGUACAGGCUUAGUCAGUCCUCAUCCAACUUACCCCCCUGGCCCACUACCUAGUAGCAGUCCGCCAUCGAGUAACGGUAGACUUCCGCCGCAGCCGGUCCCACGAGGGCGGCCGAACCACUACGAGCAUGUGCCAAUGGGCGCGUAUACAGAUACGGAAAAGGCAAGAAAACCGCCGAGCUCACAUGUCGAUCCGCAGCAAACCUCGACACGUCUGAACCGUGGACAGUCUCCAGACAAGAAGGUCGGACCGCCAGGCCAAGAGUGGCUGAACGGCGAUGCCUUUCUCGACGCCUGUACCUGUACCAUAGAUUGCAAGUGUCGAAAAGGCCAGCGAGUCUUGUACCGUGCACGCGAGGGCCGUCAAAAGAAGGGCAGUGACUUUGACAUUGAAGACGGCGAGUACGUAAGUGGGGAGAUACGGUACAUACUAAAAGACGACCUAGGGCGGAACUGCGAUGACCACACUGGAUGCCGGAAGAGCGAAAGCGGCAGUGAGAGGCAAGACAGGACGAGUAGGAAGGGGGAGAACAAGAACAGGAAAAUGAACAACAAUGGGGGCAGGGAGGAGAGGAAGAGACUGCAGCAGCAGUUUCAAGGUUUCAAGGACGACCUACUAGAAGCGCUAGACGAGCGUUUGGAUGAUAUGAGGAAAGAAGGUCGUCAGAGACAACGAGGGCACAGCCCCGCACGGCCGCCUUGGCUCGGGGCAUCCGGAUCUGGACAAGGCCUAUACUACAUGGCAAACGGGCCUCAGGUUGACGCACGCACGGCUAGACAAAUGGGCAUACCGAACUAUAAUCUGUACGGCGUGGCUCCAUCAGGAAUCGGACCAAUGCCACAUGGUAUGGCUAGUGGCUUGGCCGCUGCAGGUAUGCGCAGAAGACAUGGGGAUGACAUUUCCGACAUGGGAUUUGAUAGUACUGCCAUCGGUAUGAUGAAUAAUGGGUACAUGCAGCCCCACAUGACCAUGCUGAAGAAGAAGAAGACGAGCACGAGCAGGACGAGGAAAGCCAUGCGGCCCAACUCCACAUCACACCAUGGGGCUAAAGCGGGAGAGCGACAAGACAAGGGUGCUGUGGAAGGCAAUCGAAGGACGGCCGUUGAUUUGCAAGGGCCGGGUGGCCGCGGAGGGAUGCUGGGACGUCACAGUAAUGAUAAUAGUAGUAGCAGUAGUAGUAGCGGCAGUAGUUGUGAUGGUCAGCAAAGAGGGGCGCACAGAGACGAUGAAUGUGAUGAUUUUGACGUAGCAGGGCAGGAUGAAUCUUGGAUGCGGCCAAACUCACAACAGCGGGGCGGGCUCGAAUGGAGUGUAAAAGGACGUGGCGGUGGUAGAUUGGAUGGCAGCGUGGUAUACGGAAGGACCGACAUCAGCAACAGCAGCAGCAGCAGUCGAAAAGGAGCAAGACAGGCUCGAGCCGAUACGGAUGACGACGGCGAGGACGACAACUACGACGACGGAUAUUGA